AUGAGCACCAGCAGCGGAUUCGACUUCCCGAGCUUUUACGCCACCUGGUUCGACCACCUCCACCGCCUCAUCGACCAGCUCUCCACCACCACCAAAGACAACCAACACAACGCCGCCUCUACCGCCGAUCACCUCCGCCUUGUGGAGACCGUGAUGUCCCACUACUCUGAUUACUACCGGGUGAAGUCGAUUGCGGCGGAGCGUGACCCUCUUUCCGUGUUCUCCGCGCCGUGGGCUACCUCUCUCGAACGAUCCCUUCACUGGAUCGCUGGAUGGCGCCCUACUACUACUUUUCAUCUUAUCUAUUCUGAAUCCUCCAUCCUCUUUGAAUCACGCAUCGUCGAUAUUCUCCGCGGUCUUCGCACCGGUGACCUCGGCGAUCUCUCCCCUUCCCAGUUUCGCCGUGUUAGCGAGCUCCAAUGUCAAACCGUGGAGGAGGAGAAUGCGAUAACAGAAGAGCUAUCGGAGUGGCAGGACGACGUGAGCGAGCUGAUCGGAGCUAGGGCGGAGAUGACGGGGAGGGUUGAAGGUCUGGUCAGCAUUAUAAAGAAAGCCGACGAUCUCCGCCUUAGGACAGUGCAGAAAGUGGUGGAGUUUCUCACGCCCAAGCAGGCCAUCGAGUUCCUCAUAGCUGCCACCGAGCUCCAGUUCGGUGUUCGGGGAUGGGGACUCGAUCAGGACCGUCGUCGUGGCCAUGAUCCAGACCAAUAAUACAGAGAAUAAGCUAAACUUAGUCCAUUGUGUGUGCAACUAUUUUGAUAUAUGGGUUAAAAAAAAAAGGUCUCUCCCAACUUUUAGUGCU
Benincasa hispida (wax gourd) is the source of this 802-nucleotide messenger RNA. RefSeq names its product transcription factor-like protein. The record is from RefSeq and is a predicted model, not a curated record. Gene Ontology annotation, biological process: DNA-templated transcription. Lineage: Eukaryota; Viridiplantae; Streptophyta; Magnoliopsida; Cucurbitales; Cucurbitaceae. Gene Ontology annotation, molecular function: sequence-specific DNA binding.